AUGUCUUCAAUCACUAGCAACGAAGCUGCCUGGAUUCCUACCGAGAAGGCAACAUGUGAAGUCGGACCAGGACCCGUGCCCAACCCUAAGGAAAAUGAGGUCGUUAUCGAAGUUGCUUAUGCAGCUGUCAACGCAAUUGAUUACCUGAUGCAAGACACUCCCUACGUUCCACUACCAUACCCUUCUAUCUUCGGCUCCGACAUCGCUGGAACAAUCGUCCAGCUAGGUUCUUCAGUGACCCGAUUCAUGAUCGGCCAGCGUGUCAUUGGCGAGUGUGAUAACCUUCUCACACAAAACCCAAGUCACGCUGGGUUCCAACGGUUUGCGACUUGCGCGGAAAUUAUGGUUGCGGCCAUUCCCGAUUCCCUCCCUCUGGCUAAAGCUGCGGUCCUCCCACUCUGUUAUUCCACGGCUGGAUGCGCGCUUUUUAAGCAUCUCAGGCUUCCUCUUCCUUCGCUUGAUCCUAAGCCAAUCGAAAAGACUAUCUUGUUGUGGGGUGGCAGUUCCUCUGUUGGCUGUUCAGCAAUCCAUUUGGCGGUGGCUGCUGGUUUGACUGUGGUCACUACUGCUGGAGCACAAAACCACGAUUUGGUCACGAGCUUGGGCGCUAAGUUUGUCAUUGAUUAUAACAGCCCGACUGUUAUCGAAGAAGUUCUCAAAGUCCUCAAGACAGGCGAUCUGGUCGUGGAUUGUAUCUCCAUCCCAGCUACCCAGGUGAUAUGUACAGAGAUCGUGCACAAACUUGGCGGGGGGAAGCUUCCUGUUUUACGAUGGCCGGAAGCAAGUAAAUAUGAUGAUGUUGAGAUGAUCUUUGUCAAUGGCGGAGAUCCCGUACUUGUCGAUCUCGAUAUUGGCGAUGCGCUUUGGCGUAAGUAUCUCCCUGAAGCUCUGGCGACAGGGAAGUUUGUGCCGAAGCCGGACCCAGAGAUUAUCGAAGGAGGAUUGGGAAAGGUUCAGGAGGGGAUCGAUAUUGUUCGAAAGGGGGUUUCGGCUAAGAAGAUUGUUAUUGAGGUCGCCAAGGAGGCGUGA
Penicillium arizonense is the source of this 1029-nucleotide messenger RNA. RefSeq names its product zinc-binding alcohol dehydrogenase family protein. The record is from RefSeq and is a predicted model, not a curated record. Gene Ontology annotation, molecular function: oxidoreductase activity, acting on NAD(P)H. The coding region runs from base 1 to 1029 and encodes 342 amino acids. Lineage: Eukaryota; Fungi; Ascomycota; Eurotiomycetes; Eurotiales; Aspergillaceae. The transcript is spliced from 4 exons.